CAAAACAAUGUCGUUGGUAACAGAAGAAAUCAAGUCGAAGUCAGAGGUAUACCAUGGAGACGAACUAGGGCGAGUGAAAUCCAAAGAGCUUCUUGCUGAAAUCUGUCUCCCCAAUGGUUUGUUACCAUUGAAAGACAUCAUUGAAGUUGGUUACAACAGAGAAACAGGUUUUGUUUGGUUGAAACAGAAGAAUAGCAUAACACACAAGUUUGAAAAGAUUGGAAAACCUGUUAUUUAUGCCACUGAGGUUACUGCUUGUGUUGAAAAAGGUAAGAUUAAGAAACUGACUGGUGUGAAAACAAAAGAGCUUAUGAUUUGGGUUACACUAUGUGAUAUUUAUGUUGAUGAUCCACCAACUGGGAAAAUCACUUUCAAAACGCCUUCUGGACUUUCUAGAAGUUUUCCUGUUUCUGCUUUUGAAAUUGAAGAUACUGUCAAAGAGGUUUAGUGUAGUUUAGUUUCAUGUGGUUGGGUUCAUUGGUAGAAAAUUUCAAUUAAUAAGUUACGUUACUUUUAAUUUGGACACUUGCAAUGCAUUGUAGCAGUGUUGUUGAAGUUGAGUAAUAAACAUCGUCUUUUGUUAUCCUUCCAAUAAAAAAUGGAAUGUAAUAAAAUUUAGGGCUAAUAUCUAUUUGUCUCUUGUCAUAUA
This is a messenger RNA of Vicia villosa (hairy vetch), 649 nucleotides long. RefSeq lists its product as uncharacterized. The transcript has a single exon. Lineage: Eukaryota; Viridiplantae; Streptophyta; Magnoliopsida; Fabales; Fabaceae. The record is from RefSeq and is a predicted model, not a curated record. The coding region runs from base 8 to 448 and encodes 146 amino acids.